CAGCAGCAUCCUACUCUGGUUUUAAAGACGAAAGAGUUGUUUUCUUCUAAAGCAGAAUCACUCAAGCGGGAAGUUAUCACACAGGUGUAUCGCAGCAUCUCAAAGCUUCAUUUGGAAUAGCUUUUAUGAUAGCAAAGCAAAAGAAACCUCAUACUAUAAUUCUAGGAGAAGAUGCAGAGCAAAAAAUUAAGUCUAUUUCUUUUUCGAAUAAUACAGUCAAGCGUAGAAUCGAUGAAAUUGCAGCAGACAUAAAGUCACAAAUAAUUAACAAAGUAAAAUGAUCGCCACUUUUUGUCAUUAGUUGCGAUGAAUCCACCGAUAUCGUUAAUUGUGCAC
Acanthoscelides obtectus is the source of this 336-nucleotide messenger RNA. NCBI's taxonomy places the organism in Eukaryota, Metazoa, Arthropoda, Insecta, Coleoptera, Chrysomelidae. The record is from the annotation of a GenBank genome assembly.